This is a messenger RNA of Raphanus sativus (radish), 1883 nucleotides long. Its product is annotated as cyclin-A2-3. Gene Ontology annotation, biological process: regulation of cyclin-dependent protein serine/threonine kinase activity; mitotic cell cycle phase transition. The transcript has 10 exons. Gene Ontology annotation, molecular function: cyclin-dependent protein serine/threonine kinase regulator activity. The coding region runs from base 228 to 1523 and encodes 431 amino acids. Gene Ontology annotation, cellular component: nucleus; cytoplasm; cyclin-dependent protein kinase holoenzyme complex. Lineage: Eukaryota; Viridiplantae; Streptophyta; Magnoliopsida; Brassicales; Brassicaceae. The record is from RefSeq and is a predicted model, not a curated record.
UUAAAACACACACAGUACUAAGUAGUGCUCCGUCUCGUUCACCACCAAAGACACUCUCUUUCCCCAAGGGCGGAGCGGAUUCAGCAUCUCGAUCUGCCCCCUUCCCCACCCUCCAAGCUCCUUCUUUUCCUCAAGGGUUUUCUCUCUGGAGCUUCCGCAGAUCGGAGGUAGAUGAUGCAGUCCUGAAACUUCAAGGCUGUCUCUUUCUUCAAGUGGGGAUUUCAAACAUGGGGAAGGAAAAUGUUGUCUCCCGUCCUCUCACUCGUGCCUUUGCGUCUGCUUUGCGCGCUUCUGGAGCGGCGGCUUCUACUACUACUACUACACAGAAUCAACAGAGAGCAAGCACAAAAAGACCAGCCUCGGAGGACGUGAACAACGUCACUGCACCUAAUAAGAAGAAGAAGCGAGCUGCUCUUGGUGAUAUCUCAAAUGGUACCUUCAAUGAAGUUAAACUCGAGGCUAAAGACAUCGUCAAGCAGGUAAAGAAGAGUCAGGGGUUGGCUACUUGUGUUACUUCAGAAGUCACAGAUCUUCUUCAGUCCGGGACCGAUGCAAAAGCUGAACUUGUAUCAGUGACUGCUGAUAACUGUAUCGAGAAACACAGAUUGCCUCCAAGACCUCUUGGGAGAUCAGUUGAGAAAAGUGCUGUGAUUGGUAGUUCAACUGAACUGGAUCUCCCGAAAUUCACAGACAUUGAUUCUGAUGACAAGGAUCCUUUACUGUGCUGCCUCUACGCCCCUGAAAUCUACUACAAUCUGCGUGUUUCAGAGCUUAAACGCAGACCUGUUCCUGACUUUAUGGAGAGGAUACAGAAGGACAUCACUCAGUCCAUGCGGGGGAUUCUGGUUGAUUGGCUUGUUGAGGUCUCUGAGGAAUACACGCUUGUACCUGACACUCUUUACCUCACAGUGUAUCUCAUAGACUGGUUCCUCCAUGGAAACUACCUGGAAAGACAGAGACUUCAACUCCUCGGCAUCACUUGCAUGCUAAUUGCCUCGAAGUAUGAGGAAAUCAAUGCGCCGCGCAUUGAAGAGUUCUGCUUCAUCACAGAUAACACCUACACAAGAGAUCAGGUCCUGGAGAUGGAGAACCAAGUACUUGCGCAUUUUAGCUUUCAGAUAUACACUCCCACUCCAAAAACGUUCCUAAGGAGAUUCCUCAGAGCAGCGCAAGCCUCUUACCUGAGACCGCGCCUUGAACUCGAGUGUCUAGCCAGCUAUCUAACGGAGUUGACGUUGAUAGACUAUCACUUCUUGAAGUUUCUUCCUUCAGUCAUCGCUGCUUCAGCUGUUUUUCUUGCCAAGUGGACAUUAGACCAGUCAAACCACCCAUGGAAUCCAACACUUGAGCACUACACAACGUACAAAGCGUCAGAUCUGAAAGCAUCUGUUCAUGCCUUGCAAGAUCUGCAGCUUAACACCAAAGGUUGCCCUCUGAGCGCUGUACGAAUGAAGUAUAGGCAAGAGAAGUUCAAAUCUGUGGCGGUUCUCAUGUCUCCAAAACUACUUGACACGCUAUUCUGAAGGGCUAAACCAACCGGUUCAACUCCUAACCGAUAAUAGAUCUCUGUGACAUUGAUGGUCCGGUUCGUCUUCAUUCAAUAUCUGUUACUCUUUUUGUUCAUAAAACAGUUUCCACAGUCCCCCAUUCAUCUAAUACCUGAUUAGAAUUCGGUUUAGCUCGGUUUAGUUGGAACUGGUGUUUGGUUCUUCCAAACACCAGACCAGGUUCAAUCUAAUCGGUAACAAGAGGUUAUUUUAGUUGUAUCGAGAAUGUACAUUUUCUCCCCAUCUUGAGGCGCAAUGUAAACAGUUUCGGGAAUUUCACACUAUUUAUGUAUUUUCCGAUGAGGUAAUUUAAGUAUUUACAUCAUUUUAUUACUA